AUGGCAAAGGAGCUGCACUUCAACAGAAACAUGGAGGCCCUGAAAAAGCUGCAGGCUGGUGUUGACAAGCUCAGCAGCGUGGUUGGAGUCACCCUGGGACCCAAGGGCCGGAAUGUUGUGCUGGAGAGCAAGUACGGCUCCCCGCGCAUUGUGAACGAUGGUGUGACAGUGGCCAAGGAGGUGGAGCUUGAAGACCCUGUGGAGAACAUUGGUGCCAAGCUCGUGCGCCAGGCGGCCUCAAAGACCAACGACACAGCCGGAGACGGCACCACCACAGCCACUAUCCUCAGCGCAGCCAUCAUUGCCGAGGGCAUGAAGAUUGUGGCAGCAGGCACCAACCCCAUCCAGCUGACGAGGGGCAUUGAGAAGACGGUGACGGCGCUGGUGGAGGAGCUGCAGAAGCUGAGCGUUGAGGUUCGCGACGAGGACCUCGCCAACGUUGCCACCGUGUCCGCCGGCGGCAAUGAAGUGAUUGGGCAGCUGAUCAGCGACGCAAUGGGCCGCGUGGGGCGUCAGGGCGUGGUGACGAUGGAGGAGAGCCGCACGGCGGAGGAUCACCUGUACGUGGUGGAGGGCAUGCAGUUCGAGCGCGGCUACAUCUCCCCCUACUUUGUCACUGACCCCGAGCGCAUGGUGGGUGAGUUCGAGAACUGCCGGCUGCUGCUGGUUGACAAGAAGAUCAGCACGGCGCGCGACAUCGUGGGCAUCCUUGAGGCGGCCGUGCGCGGCGGCUUCUCUCUCCUCAUCAUGGCCGAGGACAUCGAGCAGGAGGCGCUCGCCACCAUGGUCGUCAACAAGCUCCGGGGUACCCUGAAGGUUAUCGCUGUGAAGGCACCGGGCUUCGGUGAGCGCAAGAGCAGCUACCUGGAAGAUAUCGCCAUUAUGACAGGCGCACAGGUGGUCAAGGAGGAGCUGGGCCUCUCUCUUGACAAGGUGGGCGAGGAGGUGUUGGGAAUUGCCGCCAAGGUGACGGUGAGCAAGGAAUCCACGACGAUCGUGGGCGACGGCCGCGCGGAGGCGUCGGUGGCAGCGCGUGUGAGGCAGAUCAAGAACAUGAUUGCCGAGACCGAGCAGGACUACGAGCGGGAGAAGCUGAAUGAGCGCGUCGCGCGCCUCUCCGGGGGCGUUGCCGUCAUCCAGGUUGGAGCCCAGACGGAGACAGAGCUGAAGGAGAAGAAGCUGCGCGUGGAGGACGCCCUCAACGCAACCAAGGCUGCAGUGGAGGAGGGCAUCGUGAUUGGCGGCGGCUGCACGUUCCUGAAGCUGGCGCGGAAGGUGGACGAGGUCAAGGAGACCCUAGAAAACGACGAGCAGAAGGUGGGUGCGGAGAUCGUGCGGCGGGCGCUGAGCUACCCGCUGCGGCUGAUCGCGAACAACGCGGGAGUCAACGGAAGCGUGGUGCAGCAGAAGGUGCUGGAGAACCUGGACGCCAACGUGGGCUACAACGCAGCCACAGACGUCUACGAGGACCUCAUGGCCGCCGGCAUCAUCGACCCCACCAAGGUGCUGCGUGUGGCCAUGCUCAACGCUGCCUCAGUUGCCAAGGUGUUCCUGACAUCAGAUGUCAUCAUCACAGAGAUCCCCCAGCCGGAGGGGGCCGCACAGGCCGGUGCCGGCAUGGACGCCAUGGGCGGUUACUAA
Molecule: messenger RNA, 1641 nt
Organism: Coccomyxa subellipsoidea C-169
Lineage: Eukaryota; Viridiplantae; Chlorophyta; Trebouxiophyceae; Coccomyxaceae
Product: chaperonin 60B2
Exons: 12
Coding region: 1-1641 (546 amino acids)
Biological process (GO): protein refolding
Molecular function (GO): ATP binding; ATP-dependent protein folding chaperone
Source: RefSeq, a predicted model, not a curated record